Molecule: messenger RNA, 4050 nt
Organism: Sinocyclocheilus grahami
Lineage: Eukaryota; Metazoa; Chordata; Actinopteri; Cypriniformes; Cyprinidae
Gene: cdh4
Product: cadherin 4, type 1, R-cadherin (retinal)
Exons: 18
Coding region: 1-2904 (967 amino acids)
Biological process (GO): cell-cell adhesion mediated by cadherin; calcium-dependent cell-cell adhesion; adherens junction organization
Cellular component (GO): catenin complex; adherens junction; plasma membrane
Molecular function (GO): cadherin binding; calcium ion binding; beta-catenin binding
Source: RefSeq, a predicted model, not a curated record
AUGUACACAAUACGUGCCGGUUUAACUCGCCUGUCCACCUGCAGUAGGGUGCGAGACCGACCGGGGCAAUAUUCUCUCGCAUCGCUCAGCGGAACGCUGCAACCGACAGCACGUCUCGCAGGAAUUAUCUCCACGUUUGUGAAUAACAAACAUCUGCCUCCUCUGCUGGUGGCCAAAAUGAAAACCGGCUGCGCGAUUCUUGUGGCGUGUGCCUUAGUUGUGGGCACCUCUUUGGGGAGUCACGGAAACGCUCCAUGCACACCAGGUUUCUCCCAGAGUUUCUACACCGUAUUUGUCCCCAGGGGUGUGCUGCAAGGCCUGAACAUUCACAAAGAUACCCUGCUGUCAUCUGGCCAUGUGAAGUUCGAAACCUGUCAGCAAAAAGAGGAGGUUUCUUUUGAGAGCAGUGACCCAAAGUUCAGCGUUGGGCCGGAUGGCUCUCUUUAUGCAGAGCAAGAUGUGACAAAUCUAACUGAACCAAUCCAGUUCAUGGUGACGGCCAGAGACAGCGUGGGCAAGUCUAUCUGGGAGACCACUGUUAAACUGACCCUCGCCGGACACCCACCAUCACCUCAAAUUAAACAGUUUGCUGGGGAUGGUGUUUAUGGCGGAUCCUCCCACAACUACUAUCAAAAUCCCAGGCUCAUUACAUUUCCAAGACAACACCAGCGUGGCUCAUCCAAUGGGCUGCGGCGACAAAAGAGAGACUGGGUCAUUCCGCCAAUCAAUGUGCCUGAAAACUCCAGAGGACCCUUCCCUCAAGUUCUUGUCAGGAUUCGAUCGGACCAGGACAAAGAAAUUGAGAUCCGGUACAGUAUAACAGGAGCCGGAGCAGACCAGCCUCCCAAUGACAUCUACAUCAUUGAUCCUGUGACAGGGAAAAUGUCUGUCACUAAACCUUUGGACAGAGAGGAGAGAGCCUCCUACCAUCUCAGAGCCCAUGCAGUGGAUAUUAACGGAAACCAAAUGGAGCCUCCUAUUGAUCUGUACAUUUAUGUCAUUGACAUGAAUGACAACAGACCUGAGUUUAAGAACCAGGUCUACAACGGAUCAGUUGCUGAAAUGUCCAAACCAGGCACUUCUGUAAUGCAGGUAACAGCCUUUGACGCAGAUGACAGCAUCACGGCAAACGGGCUAGUGCACUAUCGCAUCCUGAGCCAGACGCCGCACAUCCCCAUUCCUAACAUGUUUACUAUUAACGGAGCCACAGGAGAGAUCAGCACCAUCGCUUCAGGCAUCGACAGAGAGAAAGUGUCUCAGUACGCCAUCAUAGUUCAGGCCACCGAUAUGGAGGGCAGCCUGAGCUUCGGCCUGUCCAACACCGCCACGGCCCUCAUUAGCAUUGCUGACAUCAACGACAACCCUCCAGAGCUGGACUCUAAAACAAAAGUGUCUCAGUACGCCAUCAUAGUUCAGGCCACCGAUAUGGAGGGCAGCCUGAGCUUCGGCCUGUCCAACACCGCCACGGCCCUCAUUAGCAUUGCUGACAUCAACGACAACCCUCCAGAGCUGGACUCUAAAACACCGAUCGACUAUGAGAGGAACAACGCCUUCACGCUGAUGGUGGUGGUCUCAAACCAAGCUCACCUGGCCAGCGGGAUCCCUUCCUCACCGUCCUCCUCUGCUGCUGUUGCAAUCACAGUACUGGAUAUCAACGAGGCCCCCGUCUUCCCAUCCAACCCUAAAAUCAUCCGUUUUGAAGAGGGAGUGCCUGCUGACACAACCCUCGCUACUUUCGCCGCACUGGAUCCAGACCGCUUCAUCCAGCAGACUAUCAGGUACUCCAAACUGUCAGAUCCAGCCAACUGGCUGAAAAUCAACAGGACCAAUGGAAGGAUCACCACCACAGCGGUGCUGGACCGUGAAUCGCCGUAUAUGAAGAAAAAUGUAUAUGAAGCAACCUUUUUGGCCGUGGACAACGGUUCCCCUCCUGCCACAGGAACCGGUACUCUCCAGAUUUAUUUGAUAGAUGUGAAUGACAACGUGCCUGUCCUAGUUCCUCAAGAGGCUCUGGUCUGCGAGAGGUCACGACACGGGUAUCCAGUCAACAUCACAGCCUCGGAUUUAGAUUCCGAACCCAACGCUGGCCCAUAUGUCUUUGAGCUACCCUCUUUCCCCUCUUCUGCCCGCCGUAACUGGACCAUUUCACGCCUCAAUGGUAAUUAUGCCCAGUUGAAACUGCGGAUCCCGUACCUGGAGGCAGGCAUGUACAGAGUUCCCAUUUUAGUUUCCGACUCAGGAAACCCUCCCCUGUCCAACACCUCAGUCUUGAAGGUGAAGGUGUGUCCCUGUGAUGAAAACGGAGACUGUACUGUGAUCGGGGCAGUGACUGUGGCCGGCCUGGGAACUGGAGCCAUCAUCACCAUCCUCAUCUGUAUCAUUAUACUGCUCAGUAUGGUUCUGUUCUUUGUGGUGUGGGUGAAGCGAAGGGAGAAGGAGCGUCAGACAAAACCCUUAUUGAUCGACCCUGAGGAUGACGUCAGAGAUAAUAUUCUGAAGUAUGAUGAAGAGGGGGGAGGAGAGGAAGAUCAGGACUAUGAUCUGAGUCAGCUGCAGCAGCCCGAGUCUCUAGAUCACAUAAUGAGCAAGCCUGCAGGUGUGCGGAGAGUGGACGAGAGACCCGUUAUCCUAGAAUCUCAGUACCCGGUCCGGCCCACGAUACCACACCCAGGGGACAUCGGGGAGUUCAUCAUUGACGGUCUGCGUGCGGCAGAUAAUGACCCCACUGCUCCUCCCUACGACUCCCUGCUGGUGUUUGACUACGAGGGCAGCGGCUCCACAGCGGGCUCCGUUAGCUCCCUGGACUCCUCCAGCUCUGGAGAACAGGACUACGACUACCUCAAUGACUGGGGUCCUCGCUUCAAAAAGCUGGCAGACCUCUACGGAGGAGGGGGAGAGGACUGAAGGUGGGAACUAGAGGAAGACGGAGGGGAACGGAGAGGGCCAGGAGGGACAAUUGGCUUCUCGGAUGUUUUAUUGAGAAGCCGUACGCCAAGCCUCCGACAUGGGCUGAUUAUCUCUCAACAAAAGGAGGAUAUUGCCCUGCAGCCUGCUCUGGACCUUUGCUGCAAUCCACAAGUAUUUUACGGCUUUUUACAAUAUUUCACGUUGUGGUUUCUUCAGUGUUGUUUUGUCAUUCCUCUCGGACCGCCUAGAGGCUCAAGAUGGAAUCGAGUUGCGACGGAGACAGCGAACUCUCUGCGUGCGGGAAUCAAAAAAAUCGGGUGCACACGCUCGUUUUUCUGUUCGCUUUAUCACUAAAGAGAGUUCCACGCACACUUUUUCUCUCAACUUGAAUUUCAGUAGAACAGAAGCACUGUUGUUGAUAAAGUGCCUUUUGUGGUGUGUUUUGUAUCGGACUCCUGCAAUCUCAGGGUCGGUUGCCAUUUUGAAAAGUUUCUUCUGUUGGGCACACACUCCCCCGUUCCUGUCUGCUCCUCUCGACUACCUUUUGCUUUGCUUUCAUCCCUGCAUCAACGGUGCAGAACGCCUCUUUGACUACUAUGUGGAAAACAAACAAAGGAAACAGAGAAUGUUUUGUCAAGACUUUUGUUGAUAAACACAGGACUCAUUUUCUCUUAAGAAAUCUCAUUCUCCCUUGAGAAAUUGGAGCGUAUGAAGUACGAAAAAUUCGAAAAAUCUGAAUUUUUUUUUUGUUUUUAAACUUGACCGACCAUAUAAUGUUGUGUUGUGUAAAAAAAAUCAAGAUCUUUUUUUUUUUUUAAAGAAGAAAAAAUAUUACUGGAGAAUGCCUUUUAGCUCAUACUCUUGCCUGCCUUGUACGAUUUUGUGUUGCUUUUCUGAAUUGUAAAGGUAAUUUAGGCAUGACAAGUUGCCAGACAGUCAGACUAAAAGUGAUGGCUGAAGAAACCCGACUCUAAAAGGAUUGCAUCAGAAGAAACCUUCUUUUUUGUCUUGAACAUUCCCUUUUUCUAACUUUAUAAGUUGAUUAAAAUAUUAUAUGUGCAUGACUUCUUUCAAAACAAUGUCUCAAAUCUCUCGCACUUGUUCCUCUGUGGUCAGAAUGUGAAAAGUAGUUGGCAAAGAAUA